Molecule: messenger RNA, 1170 nt
Organism: Fusarium musae
Lineage: Eukaryota; Fungi; Ascomycota; Sordariomycetes; Hypocreales; Nectriaceae
Exons: 2
Coding region: 1-1170 (389 amino acids)
Source: RefSeq, a predicted model, not a curated record
AUGGAGGCCAUCCCUUCGCUCGCCUGUCGUCUCGAUGGGUUUUACGAUCAGCUUGUCACUUUGAUUAGUGGGACAGCUCAUGUGCGGCCAACGCUUCCAGAUGGGACUGCGAUGCCUGAAGCAGUGACUGCGGGCGAAGCUGCUGGGUUCACUGCCGAAACUCUGGGGAUUAUUGGUAAUCACUGCGAUCCGCUAACCUACGGAGAUGGCGUCGAUCCAGAGGCAGUGUUCAUUCCCGUAAGUCAUGGGCAAGUGAAGUUCAAGAUGUUCAAUGUGAUUGAUAAGUUCGGCAGAGGAGUGGAAGUUGUUGAUGGAGACGGCCUCCUGCCAUCUAUCUCAUCAGUGUACCAGCCGUCAUCUCACAUGGUCAACGGCAAAGAGACGCCCAAUGUCGUGGUUUCCACCGGAGACAAUUGUGACCGGGGGGAGACUGGCCAAAGCACAUGGAGGCCUUGCGGCGAGUGGGAUGAUCCGGUUUGCGGUUACAUCAUGUACAACAGCGCCGAUCUUUCGUUACAAGCGUUCACAUCUGCUGGGGACCUUCGUGCAGAGAUCCUGACUUCUGAGGGCAACGCCGCCGCAAGAGUCGCUCAAGUGAACCAACCUCCCAUGAGCGAUGGCCUUUUCGAGCCUCCUAUGAUGGAUACUGCCGAUGAGUGGAAGAUAAAUAUCCUGGACGACUUCAUCCAAAGUUUGAAGGCGAAUCAUUAUGCUCUGCGUAUGAUCGAGAUACUAGGCGAUGCUUCCAGCUGUAUGGCACCCCCUGCAGAAUCCUAUCCCAGCGUCAUGAACGCCGCCUUUGGUCGUCCUUUUGCGUUGGUCAUCGCUGGAUGGUCGAUUGAACUGAAUCACGAGGAGCUGCAGCCCCAGACGAGUCUUCGGAACCUCGCUGGGAAAUCCUAUUCCAAGCUUUCUGAUUACGACCUGCCUCUCCAUCUCGGGCUGAAAGAAUACUCCGACGAUGGUCUGGCCGCGUAUAUGUCUUUGCGGUCAGACGUCCCAAAGCGGCCAGACUUCGGCAAGAUCUUUACGUUCUGGCCCAGCGGCGUGCCUGAAGUCGACCUGAACGAAGACUUCACAUGCCACCCUAUACAUCCUAUCUACCCUGCCGACCCUGAAAGCCCGUCAUGUCGACUUGUUCCAAGAUGGCCGCCUACUGGAAGUAGAUGA